AUGUCUCUCAAUCGAGUUUCCUUCCUAGAAGGAUGGGAGCGUAACUCUACUUUCCGCCGGGACGAAUCAGACUAUGAAUCCGAUGGCUAUCAAGAUCUACCAGAAAGUCCAUCCUUGUCUUCCUCGUUCCCGUCAACGUAUAGCAGACUCAAUUUCAAUCCUUACGCGGGACCCGGUUGGAAUGAGACUGUCGACGAUCGCGAUGAUCGUCCAUCACUGCUCGGAUCCCUGGGUCUGAGUCCCACGACGCGGGAGACUCCGCGCGUGGACCCGCUUCGGCCGGCAAGUCCUGCGGUGGCAGUGACACAGCCGGUCGGAUGGUCCGAGACAACCGGCGCGUUUGAAGUCAGUGUCGCGAAACGGAUCGUCCAGGUAUGCAUAGCUGUGGUGUACUGCUUUCUCGCUGCGGGUAUUGCAUUCGGCUUCGCGGCCUUAAAGCCGGUUCUCAUUCGUGAGAAAGUGUAUCGCGAUUUCUGCUCAAGACAGGAGCUGGAGGAUAAUGUGGACGUGUGCGAUGGACAGGAGAUUCGGAUGAACUUGAUGUUCACCAUUGCCGCCGUCGCGACCAACGUCUCCGCCCUACCUGUCGGAACCAUCUUGGAUGCAUACGGUCCCCGCGUGAGUGGUAUUAUAGGCAGUUUCUUCCUAGCGACCGGAGCUAUUAUUUUUGCGUGCGCGGAACAACUGCCAUUCGAUGGAUAUAUCCCAGGCUACCUGCUUCUCUCCCUGGGAGGACCAUUCGUGUUCAUUGCAUCAUUCCAGCUCUCGAAUGCCUUUCCCAAACGCUCCGGUCUCAUCUUGUCCAUGUUAACCGGGGCCUUUGAUGCAUCCAGUGCACUAUUCUUAUUCUUCCGGCUACUGAGUGAGCACACCGCGGGCUAUGUCUCAGUCAAAAAAUUCUUCUUGGCCUACCUCAUCGUCCCGGUAUUCAUCAUCGCGGUUCAACUCACUGUUAUGCCUGCCACCUCUUACAAAACCACCGGCGAGCUAGUCCUCCACGCCGAGGUCCAAGUUAUGGAAGAGAUCAACGACCGGGUAGAUGAUACAAUCCACGAUCGCAAUGAAAGCGAGCGCCAACGCAAGGACAGACGCAACCGCCGACAAAGUAUUGUGCACAACAUCCAAGAUUUACUGGAUGAUACCGCUUCAAUCACGUCCGGUAUUGUCGAUACCGUUUUCCACGGCCCUCCCCAGGAACUACCUGCCAACGGCAAUGGUAUCGAUCUCGCGCCAAAAGCUAUAAACACACCCCCAGUAAACACGAGCGGCGUCUGGGGCGUCCUCCACGGCCAGACAGCCUUAACUCAACUCCGCACACCAUGGUUCGUCCUAAUAACGGCAUUCACAAUCCUAAUGAUGCUGCGCAUAAACUACUUCGUCGCAUCCCUCCGCACGCAAUACAGCUACCUCCUCAACCCACCCCUCUCCCGAAAAAUAAACACAUUUUUCGACAUCCUCCUCCCAGUUGGCGGCCUGCUCUCUAUCCCAUUCAUCGGUACAUUCCUCGAUAAUCUUCGCACCCGAACCGUCCUCUCCAUUCUCGUGAGCACGGCGACGGUAAUUGGGAUCCUAGGCUGUAUCCGCCAUUCCAUACCUGCCGCCGCAGGAAAUAUUAUUCUUUUCGUGCUCUAUCGACCAUUCUAUUAUACCGCUGUAUCGGAUUACGCGGCUAAGGUCUUUGGCUUUCAGACGUUUGGGAAGGUUUAUGGGCUUAUUAUUUGUCUUGCCGGAAUGGGGAAUUUUGCGCAGGCGGGUUUGGAUGAGUUGACGCUUAGGCAUUUUAAAGGUGAUCCGGUGCCAGUUAAUGUUGCCUUAACUGUUAGUGUAGCUGUUGUUGGGGCUGGGUUGGUGGGUUUUGUUAGUUGGCAGACGACUGUACUGGCGAGAAAGGGACCGAUGGAAGUGGAUUCAACUGUUAGGGAGAGACAGCCUCUUUUGGAUGGGGAAGUGCGAACUUAUGUGUGA
Messenger RNA from Penicillium odoratum, 1965 nucleotides. RefSeq names its product putative MFS transporter Fmp42. Bases 1 to 1965 code for a protein of 654 amino acids. NCBI's taxonomy places the organism in Eukaryota, Fungi, Ascomycota, Eurotiomycetes, Eurotiales, Aspergillaceae. Gene Ontology annotation, molecular function: transmembrane transporter activity. The record is from RefSeq and is a predicted model, not a curated record. Gene Ontology annotation, cellular component: fungal-type vacuole membrane. The transcript is spliced from 3 exons. Gene Ontology annotation, biological process: transmembrane transport.